Fomitiporia mediterranea MF3/22 is the source of this 999-nucleotide messenger RNA. Its product is annotated as CRAL/TRIO domain-containing protein. Gene Ontology annotation, molecular function: phosphatidylinositol transfer activity. Lineage: Eukaryota; Fungi; Basidiomycota; Agaricomycetes; Hymenochaetales; Hymenochaetaceae. The transcript has 5 exons. The coding region runs from base 1 to 999 and encodes 332 amino acids. The record is from RefSeq and is a predicted model, not a curated record.
AUGUCAGUGUUCACCCCUCUUGAGGUCCCUACCAUCCCAGACAAUGAAGAGCUGAAGCAACCGAAGCUCACAGAAGAACAGGAAUCUAAACGGAUAGAGGUUCUGUCCCAUUUUGACAAGAAUGACUACCGGAUACCUGGCGAGGAAAAAGGAGAACUUAUGGACGAAGAAAAAAUGUGGCUAUCAAACGACUGUAUUCUAAGGUACUUGGGGGCUUCAAAAUGGGUGGUCACUACGGCUAAACAACGACUCGAGGAUACUCUUAAAUGGCGGCGUGAAUAUGGCCUCUAUAAUGGAAAGCUUACGGCAGAGCACGUUGAACCAGAGGCGGUAACAGGCAAGGAAGUUGUGUUCGGUUACGACACAAAAGGAAGGCCUGCAUUCUACAUGAUCCCUAGUCGACAAAACACGACUGAGUCCCCGAGACAACUUGAAUACGUUGUUUGGAUGCUUGAACGGUGUAUUGAUCUCAUGGGUCCAGGAGUCGAAUCUCUCGACCUCCUCAUCAAUUUCGCCGACAAAGCAAAGAACCCCUCCUUCAGCACUGCCCGUCAAACGCUACACAUCGUUCAAACCCAUUACCCCGCUCGUCUCGGCCUUGCACUCAUCAUCAACGUCCCCACUCUCGUCAACGCCUUCUUCAAGCUCAUCAUGCCCUUCGUCGACCCCUUAACGCGUAAUAAAGUCAAAUUCAACCCGUGUGUAUUCGACGACGGUUAUUUCACGCGAGACCAAGUUAUGAAGCAGUGGUGGGAUGGAGAACGGGAGUUUGAGUAUGUGCAUGAGAAGUAUUGGCCUGUUCUUGUGGAGAUGUGUGAGGAGCGGAGAAAGAAGCAGUUCCAGCGGUGGAGGAAGUUAGGUGCGAAAGUGGGGAUUAGUGAGUGGGAUAUGAAAACUGGGUGGAGUCCCUCAAGUCAGCCAGAGCAAGUACCUGUCUCCGAGAAGACUGUCGAGGCUCCUACGGUUGAUGUCGAGCCUACCCCUGCCGUAGUCCAGUAG